AUGGCAACACGAGGAAGCACCUACUGGAAAGAUGAUAGGGUAAAGGUUAGGCUUUGUGAGAAGAAACGUUGCCAUCAAGCAGCCCAUUUGUUGCAGCUUUGUUGUGAGAGAAAAUCAGAGCAGGAAGAGGCCGACGGCAAGGCCAAGGUCGAAAGCAAAGAGGAUGCCAAAGGCACUGAGGUAGCCGAGGCAGAGUCAGGCGACAAAGAUGGAGGCUAUCCCAAAGCUGAAGAGGAGCCCAGCAAGGCGCCAGCAGUGCCAGCAGUUCCACCACCCUUUAGAGUGGUUUUUAAGGCCCAUGACUCCUAUCCGCCCAUGGAGACCGCCGUGGCAGUGACGCUCGGGCGUGUCUUCCACACACGUGGAUGGGAGACGGGGAUGGCUGGAGACGGGGCUGGAGACGCAUGGCUCACAGUCACAGCUGAGCAUGCACUGUUGGCCCGACAUGCAGUGGUGCCUGGCUCAUCAGAACAUUGGAAUAGGGACUUGCAACUGAUGCUGAGGAAUGCCCCUCACUACUAUCCCGAGUUGUCCGGCGUGUCGCUGGAGGAUGCCAAGAAGAGGGCAGAGGAACUCGGUGAAAAGUCCAAAGAAAAGUUGCUGCCAGGUGGCAAAGUGAAGCGUUCCUUGCUGCAUCAGGUGACCAUCCGAAAACUGAACCGCGGUGGCCGGAAAUGCGUCACCAGCGUGGCUGGAUUAGACACCUUCAGCAUCAAGCUGGACGAUGUGGCGAAGCUCUUCAAGAAGAAGUUUGCCUGUGGUUGCGCUGUGGUGAAGGGAGAGAACACUCUCCCAGACACUGUGGACAUCCAAGGUGACUUUGAAGACGAAGUCAUCGAUAUCAUCACAGCUGAAUGGAAACAAGUGCCGCCAGAGAAGAUCAGCGUCCUGGAUGCUGGGAAUAAGAAGAAAGGCAAAGGCCGGGUCAGAGAAUACUUUUUGUUUUUUUUUCUCCGCGACACGCUACACAAAGGCUAG
This is a messenger RNA of Durusdinium trenchii, 978 nucleotides long. NCBI's taxonomy places the organism in Eukaryota, Dinophyceae, Suessiales, Symbiodiniaceae. The record is from the annotation of a GenBank genome assembly.